Molecule: messenger RNA, 1329 nt
Organism: Chaetomium fimeti
Lineage: Eukaryota; Fungi; Ascomycota; Sordariomycetes; Sordariales; Chaetomiaceae
Exons: 7
Coding region: 1-1329 (442 amino acids)
Source: RefSeq, a predicted model, not a curated record
AUGGCAGUGGAGCCACGCGUUAGUGGUGGUGGGGGUGUUGCCUGCUCUCUUGGCUCUGGGCGAGAUCCAACUACCGACAAUGUCAUUCUCCACGUCUCGACAGAUCUGCUGCUGCAGUACACGACGAUGGAAAGUAUGGGGCACUGGCUCAAUUUUACGGCGGCUUCCUUGACUUCGAAGCACACGCAAGCAGCCGUCAUCUCUGGGCCCCGGACCAUUAAGCCGAGACAGUGGCGCCCUGUAACUAUCGAUUAUCGACCUUGCAAUCCGGCUGCUGCCGCUGACCGUGCUUGGACGCCCUCAAUUAGCUUGUAUCAGGUCACCGUCCUCAGGGGUUUUCAUCUCCAGCAACACCUCGCAGCUCCAUGCGUGAUGCUGGCCAAGUCGGGAGAGCGGGGCGAACCCAGACCUUCCGCAGCUUCGAUUCUGGCUUCGAUUGCAACCCUCCACAUCGGGAUGUGGUUCCUGCGGCCCCUGAAAUUAGCCCGUGCUCUUCUGGCCCUGUCAGCGGCCAAAGCUUCACGCCGAUCCGCGUGCAUGGGGAAAAAGAUGCGAGUCAAGCCACCACGAGUUCUGAGAUGGGGGCCCGCAGAUGAGAACCCCGUCAACACGAGAUUGGCACAGGUUGGUGAGAUUGAAGCAGAAAAGAUUGGGGAGACCGGCGUCCGCAGCUCUGGCAUCUGGUUGGGCGCAUGGACACGCCGAUAUGGCCGGUGCAUAAAAGAAUUCCGGAACCCUGCUCCUUUGGGACCGGGGGAGCUGCCCCUGGAGACUUCCAUGAUCCUUCCAGAAGAAUUUGAAGCACCAGCCAAGUGUCCCAGCAAACGACAGAGUGGGGAGGCUGGGAAUUUGCAAGCUCCCGUGGCUCCCACCUCAGGGCGAUCCGUGAUCUCGUCACCUCCGGGAGAGCUCGUGGCACUGGGCGGGUCGAGCCAAAAAGGCCCGUUUUUGACACUCGAGAGCAUCGUGGACCUCGGGCAGCUCUCGCAUGACAGAAACAGGCCCAUCGCAACAGAGCAGUUUGAGCAUGGGGAUGGGAUGGAGAAUGGGUUGCUCCCCCUGCAUGGGACCUCCAAGGCUUCCAUGAUGCUUCGCCGAAGCUUCUCCCGCCCCUUGUCGGCGCCAGUGGAUCCUCGCAAGCCUGGCUCAUGCCUGGCGCAGGGGCCCGAAGCCCUGGCCAGCCAGCCCCGUGCUUCCAGCUUUCUCAGCCCGAGCUUGGACCUGAGAACGCCGCGACAGCAGUCGGGUUACUAUGGCGGACUGGACACUACGAAAAGGGGUUACGCAACUCUGGUUGACGCGAUUCAGGACCAAAACAUAUACAAAUAA